Nicotiana tabacum (common tobacco) is the source of this 1263-nucleotide messenger RNA. Its product is annotated as putative aspartic proteinase GIP2. Gene Ontology annotation, biological process: proteolysis. NCBI's taxonomy places the organism in Eukaryota, Viridiplantae, Streptophyta, Magnoliopsida, Solanales, Solanaceae. Gene Ontology annotation, molecular function: aspartic-type endopeptidase activity. The record is from RefSeq and is a predicted model, not a curated record.
AUGCCUUCACUUCUUCAAAUUUUCCUUCCUUUGUUUCCAUUCUUUUUCUUGGUUUCUUUCUCAGUUUCUCACGGACCCUUUUUGCCAAAGGCCAUUAUUCUUCCUGUAAACAAAGAUCUGUCAACUUUUCAGUAUGUUACUCAAGUUUACAUGGGUGCUCAUCUUGUUCCUACCAAUUUAGUUGUAGAUCUUGGAGGUUCAUUUCUCUGGACUAAUUGUGGCUUAACUUCUGUAUCUUCAAGUCAGAAACUUGUCCCCUGUAAUUCACUCAAAUGCUCAAUGGCUAAACCUAAUGGUUGCACUAACAAGAUUUGUGGUGUACAAUCAGAAAAUCCUUUUACAAAAGUGGCUGCAACAGGGGAAUUAGCAGAGGACAUGUUUGCUGUGGAAUUCAUAGAUGAGUUAAAAACAGGUUCAAUUGCUUCAAUACAUGAAUUCUUGUUUUCUUGUGCAUCAACUACUUUGUUGCAAGGUCUUGCUAGAGGUGCCAAAGGAAUGUUAGGACUUGGAAAUUCAAGAAUUGCAUUGCCAUCUCAGUUGUCUGAUACAUUUGGUUUCCAGAGGAAAUUUGCUCUCUGUUUGUCUUCUUCAAAUGGUGCUAUAAUAUCUGGUGAAAGUCCUUACUUGUCACUUUUGGGUCAUGAUGUUUCAAGAUCUAUGCUUUAUACACCUUUGAUUUCAUCUAAAGAUGGUGUUUCAGAAGAGUAUUAUAUCAACGUUAAAUCCAUCAAAAUUAAUGGCAAGAAACUGUCGUUAAACACAUCUUUGUUUGCAAUGGAUGAAGGUGUUGGAGGGACAAAGAUUAGUACAAUUCCCCCUUUUACCACCAUGAAAAGCUCAAUUUAUAAGUCAUUUAUUGAAGCUUAUGAGAAAUUUGCUAUUUCCAUGGAAUUGAAUAAAGUGGAAGCUAUAGCACCAUUUGAGCUUUGCUUUAGCACAAAGGGGAUAGAUGUCACAAAAGUGGGGCCAAAUGUGCCAACUACGGAUCUUGUGUUGCAAAGUGAAAUGGUUAAGUGGAGGAUUUAUGGGAGAAAUUCAAUGGUGAAAGUAAGUGAUGAAGUGAUGUGUUUGGGAUUCUUGAAUGGAGGGGUGAAUCAAAAGGCUUCAAUUGUUAUAGGGGGUUACCAGUUGGAGGAUAAUCUUUUGGAGUUUAACUUGGGAACUUCUAUGCUUGGAUUUACUUCUUCACUUUCAAUGGCAGAAACAAGCUGUUCUGACUUUAUGUUCCAUUCUGUAUCAAAAGAUUCAGCUUUUGAUUCUUGA